AUGCGUCGCAAAGUACAAAGAUCAUUCACCCAGUUCAUCCUUUUCAUCUGCAUUCUCUUUUUCAUUCUAUAUCUAAACCGCCCUCAACCAACGAAAGACAAAGUUUUCGCCUGGACCAGGAUCCGCUAUAAAACAACCUCUUCAAUCAUCCCCGAAGCCCGCGGCAUCUGCCCAGGUCUCGAGAAAUCGAGAAAACCAGCCCUGGUAGUUUCCCAUGUCGCCAGCGACGGUGACCCAUCUUGGCUAGAUCCCCUCUCCACCCACUUCCAUGUAUGCAUCUACCAUGUGGAUGCGCCGGCCGACAAAACCUCAAAAUUCCUCCAAGUCCCCGCCAACCGCGGCCACGAGGCCAUGGCCUACCUGACCUUCCUAAUCGACAACUACGCGGAGAUCCCCUCCGCCGGCGCCGUAUUCGUCCACGGCAACCGCUGGGCCUGGCACAACGAUAUCCCGGACUACGAUAACGCCGCACUCCUGCGCAGCCUGGACGUCGAGAGCGCCCUACAGCCAACGGGGUAUCACAAUCUUCGCUGUGACUGGAGCGCGGGGACGUGUCCGUCGGCUGUGCCGGCGCAGGGAAGUCUCGAGAUGAGGCUGUCGAGCGCUGUGUCGCCGUGGAAUCCGCGGGCGGCGUCGGAUUUGGCGCUGCCGCGUGCGCUGGGCCAUAUCUUUGGUGGGGAGGUGGAUGCCGAUGUUGAGAAGGUUCGGAAUGAUUUUCAUGUUCAUCUUGGGAGGAAUGAUGCUGUGCGUGCGCAGUGUUGCGCGCAGUUUGCUGUUGCGCGGGAGCGGGUUUGGCAGCAUGGGAGGGAGGAAUAUAUUGCUUUGCGGCAGUGGUUGCUUGAUGGGAGUGAUGAUGGGGUUGCGAGGGAUAUGCGGCGGCCGAGGGAUUCGAAGGCUGCGCCUGGGGAUGACCUUGUUGCUGGGAGGGUGGUCUCGUACUUGUGGCAUAUUCUUUUUGCGAAGUAUGGAGAGAACGGGGGAAUUGAUCUUGAUCAGCUGAAUCAGGAUUCUUGUCCCAGUGCGGCUGAGUGCUAUUGUCGGUUGUAUGGGAAGUGUGAUUUGAAGUGUCGCGGUCCUGGGAGCUGUCAGGGACAGUAUUCCAUUCCGAAGGAUUACAAACUCCCUGAUGAUUGGGAGGCGACACAUGAAUGA
Molecule: messenger RNA, 1152 nt
Organism: Penicillium bovifimosum
Lineage: Eukaryota; Fungi; Ascomycota; Eurotiomycetes; Eurotiales; Aspergillaceae
Product: DUF3431 domain-containing protein
Exons: 1
Coding region: 1-1152 (383 amino acids)
Source: RefSeq, a predicted model, not a curated record